UCAAAAUUGCACAGGAUGACAUUUCAAAUUGCAUUCAAACUCAGCAGGAGCAAUGACAAUGCCAUCCUACAAGCUCACCUAUUUCAACAUGCGAGGUAGAGCAGAGCUGGCUCGGUAUAUCUUUGCCUAUGCUGGAAUAGCCUUCGAGGAUCGCAGGGUGGAGUGGAAAGACUGGCCAUCCAUUAAGAAGACCUUUCCUUUAGGAAAGCUCCCAGUGCUAGAGGUGAAUGGGCUCCUUCUACCCCAGAGUCUGGCCAUUGCACGGUUCCUGGCAAAGGAAGCAGGGCUUGUGGGUAACAGCAGACUAGCCGAGGCCCAGGCAGAUGCUCUGGUCGACACCCUCAACGACUUCACUCUCUUAAUCCCAUGGAGAGAGGACGACCCACAGAUCAAAACACAGAAGAUUGACAUGCUUUUCCAAAGCCAUGCCCCCAAGUUACUGGACCAUCUCCAGUGUCAGUUGGGAGACAGGGAGUGGUUAGUGGGCGAUUCGGAGACUUGGGCUGAUCUGUACUGCCAUGUGUGCUUCACCACCUUCAAUGUGCUGAGACCAGGCUUUGCUGAUCACCAUCCUGCCCUGUGUGGUCUGACUGAUCGGGUGGAGGCCAUCCCAAACGUCGCCAAGUGGAUCCAGAGCAGACCUACAACAGAGUUCUAAAACCUGGGCCCUGUUCAGUAGGGACGAAACAGGAGGAAAAUGUUCUGAAACUGAGAAUUUGUCCAAUAUGAAUUCUCAUUUAAUGUUUUUUAGUUCCAAAACAUGUCCCCUUUUUAUGCUUACUGAACACGAACCACAACUUACCCAGCGAUGAGGAAUGGGGAUGUGUAUGCAAAAAGUACUGAUGGGUAUGAGGCAUAAGAAACUGAACAAUUAACAACCACUAGAACAGAAGUUGGGGGGGGGGGUUGAUAAUUCCCUACUUACUGUUGAAGUAAGGCCAGACAUGACAA
Messenger RNA from Coregonus clupeaformis (lake whitefish), 951 nucleotides. RefSeq names its product hematopoietic prostaglandin D synthase. NCBI's taxonomy places the organism in Eukaryota, Metazoa, Chordata, Actinopteri, Salmoniformes, Salmonidae. The record is from RefSeq and is a predicted model, not a curated record. Bases 53 to 658 code for a protein of 201 amino acids. Gene Ontology annotation, molecular function: glutathione transferase activity. Gene Ontology annotation, biological process: glutathione metabolic process. The transcript is spliced from 5 exons.